UUCUAUUCAUUUGUUGUGCUUUGCCGCCCGACGCAGUGGAUACCUUCUCCAAUAGCAUGGGUCCACACGCCUCGACUCCUUUUACCUGCACAUUCUGCUACCGACCGUCCGAUGGCCCCCCUCACGUCCUCGGUCACGAGGCGCGCCUGACCUGCUCGCCCUGCCACGCGGCGCUCAUCGACCUCGCCAUCUGCUGGGUCUGUGGGGAAGUUGUCUACCGCGGGGACGAGUGCGUCAGCCUGGGAUAGUGCUUCUGGCACCGCCUGUGUUACGGGUGUCUAUUUUGCGGGAGCAAGCU
Messenger RNA from Colletotrichum destructivum, 298 nucleotides. RefSeq lists its product as uncharacterized. Lineage: Eukaryota; Fungi; Ascomycota; Sordariomycetes; Glomerellales; Glomerellaceae. The record is from RefSeq and is a predicted model, not a curated record. The transcript has a single exon. Bases 57 to 248 code for a protein of 63 amino acids.